AUGCCCGUUCGUUUUAACGUUCUAGCAGGUUGCGAAAGUGGCAUUGUAAAAGGUAUUGAUACAAGUAACAAAGGUAUCUAUGUAAUUCAUAAACCAGCUGAAACUUAUGCUGAUGCUAUUACUCUUCUCGAAUGGUCGUUAGAUAAUAAUGAGAUAGAUUAUAUGCAGGCAUAUAUUGCAACAAAGAAAAAUAAUAUUUUACGUUUAAAAUUUGCUGAUGAAUCUAUACAACAGAUUGGUACAGUUGCACGUGAAAGUCCAUUGAAAGGCUUAGCAUAUCUAGGUGAAGAUAGAUUUGUUACAUGCUCUGAAAAUGGUGCUUUAUCGAUUGAUUAUAUUAAAAAUGAAUCUCUUGUAUCUGAAAUUGAAGCAAAUGCUGGUCCUGAUAUCUGUCGAUUACGUAUCAAUCCUUUCAAUCGAACAUUUUUCGGUACGGGUGGUAAAGAAAAUGAUUUAAAAAUCUGGUCAAUCGAAGAAUUAGUGAAGAAUGAAAAAACUAAAAAUAAAUCAAUUAUUUUCCAAGCAAAAAAUAUUCGACCAAAUACUGUACGACUUCGUAUGCCAGUUUGGGUAACAGAUUUUCAAUUUCUUGAUGAAAGAAAUCGAUGUCUUGUUGUCACCGGACAUCAUCAAAUUCGUCUUUAUGAUCCACAAGCAAGUGCACGUCGACCAGUUCAAGAAAUUGACUUUGAACAAUGUCCAAUAAUGUCUCUUGCAUUACUUCAUUCUUCUAAUAAUGAACGUUUUCUUGUUGGUAAUACUCAAGGUGAAAUGGCUCAAUUUGAUAUUAAACAUUUAUCAUCAAUAGUACAUAAAUAUCGAGGUGUUAUUGGUAGUAUACGUUCGAUUGAUACACAUCCAACAUUACCAUUAAUUGCGUCGGCUUCGAUCGAUCAAUAUGUUCGUAUUCAUGAUGCAGAUACACAUCGACAAGUUUCAAAAUUCUAUUUAAAAUCUCGUCUUACAUCUGUGCUAUUUUCAUCACAUUCAAUAACAAAUCGAGAAGAAGAACAAGAGAAAAAUGGUGAAACAGAAACGAAAGAAAUUGAAAAUGAUGAAGUAUGGUCACAAUUUAAAAGAAAAUCAACUAAAGAAUCAUCAGAUAGAUCAUCAUUUAAAUUAAAUUCCAAGAAAAAAAGAAAAUCUGCCAGUUUUGAGUGA
Messenger RNA from Adineta steineri, 1161 nucleotides. The record is from the annotation of a GenBank genome assembly. Lineage: Eukaryota; Metazoa; Rotifera; Eurotatoria; Adinetida; Adinetidae.